AAUUAUGCUCAAUCUGCCUUUUUCCCCAAAACCACAAGAGGGCUGUCUUGCAAUAUGACCAUAUACCUCAGAGUAAAAGAAGAAAACAUGAUGGAGAAACAUGACAACAUGCCGUUAGCUCUUCACGAUAAAUAAGCUUAUACCGGCGUGUACACACUUAUUUUAGAGGCGAAAUGCCUCGUUACGCACAACUAGUGAUAGGACCUGCGGGAAGCGGCAAGAGCACGUACUGUUCCACUUUAGUACAACAUGCCGAGGCUAUAAACCGCUCCGUGCAGGUGGUCAACCUGGAUCCAGCUGCGGAGCACUUUGACUAUCCAGUGAUGGCAGACAUUCGUGAGUUGAUUCAGGUGGACGAUGUGAUGGAAGAUGAUUCUCUCAGAUUUGGUCCUAAUGGAGGCUUGGUCUUCUGCAUGGAGUAUUUCGCUAACAACUUUGACUGGCUGGAGGAGACUCUGGGUCAUGUGGAGGAUGACUACAUACUCUUUGACUGUCCAGGUCAGAUUGAACUUUAUACACACCUCCCUGUAAUGAAACAGCUAGUUGACCAGCUGCAGCAAUGGGAAUUCCGAGUAUGUGGCGUCUUUCUGGUGGACUCUCAGUUCAUGGUUGAGUCUUUCAAGUUUCUCUCUGGCGUCAUGGCAGCUCUGAGUGCUAUGGUUUCCCUUGAGAUCCCUCAGGUAAACAUCAUGACCAAAAUGGAUCUACUCAGUCCAAAAGCAAAGAAAGAGAUUGAAAAGUAUCUAGAUCCAGACAUGUAUUCAAUGAUGGAAGACAAUUCAGACUCGAUCAGAAGUAAGAAGUUUAAGAAGCUUACGCAGGCCAUCUGUGGGCUUAUCGAUGACUACAGCUUGGUAAGGUUCUUGCCCUUCGAUAGAACAGAUGAGGAGGGCAUAAACAUUGUGCUGCAACAUAUAGACUUUUCUAUUCAGUAUGGUGAAGACUUGGAGGUCAAAGAGCCUAAGGACUUGGAUGAAGAAGAGUUGAAUUAUGAUGAAAUUUUUGAAGGCAAACUUGACAGCUGAGGAGACAUGAAAGUGUACCGAGAUUGCACACAUAUUUCACAGGACUGACAAUACAAGAGCAGAUUAUUUCAUGUACUGGACAUUUUAUAUCAUGAAUUGCAAUGAUUGUCUUUUAAGUUACUUAGUACUUGGUUUACAUUGUUUUAUUUUAAAUAUAAAGGUAUUUUUAAAUAAAAGAAAGUAAGGCAAAACA
This is a messenger RNA of Boleophthalmus pectinirostris (great blue-spotted mudskipper), 1218 nucleotides long. RefSeq names its product GPN-loop GTPase 3 (gene gpn3). The transcript is spliced from 8 exons. The record is from RefSeq and is a predicted model, not a curated record. NCBI's taxonomy places the organism in Eukaryota, Metazoa, Chordata, Actinopteri, Gobiiformes, Gobiidae. Bases 174 to 1025 code for a protein of 283 amino acids. Gene Ontology annotation, molecular function: GTPase activity.